This is a messenger RNA of Drosophila mauritiana, 850 nucleotides long. Its product is annotated as WD repeat-containing protein on Y chromosome. The record is from RefSeq and is a predicted model, not a curated record. The transcript has a single exon. The coding region runs from base 392 to 712 and encodes 106 amino acids. NCBI's taxonomy places the organism in Eukaryota, Metazoa, Arthropoda, Insecta, Diptera, Drosophilidae.
UUAAGGAACCACAUGAAACUGUCUCUAACGACAUUCCUCAUUAUCCUACAUGUUUAUCAACAUGAUAAACUUCACCCACGAAACAAGCUCUUUGCUUCUUGGCCUUGCGUGUCUCAGCCGAGUUCCCAAAUUGAACAAACCAGAGAAUCAACUUUCUGCCUCGAAUAAUAAAUAAGUCAUAACCGAGCAGGACGAGCAGUGGUGGCUCCUCCCAAACGAAAGGUAUGCCAAACUGAACUACUUGUUGCCAUGAAGGAGGAAAAGUUGUUUUUCGAUUAGUCGGAGUCAGUGCCACUAACCUAGUGCAACUCGGCUUGUCGUAUCUUUUGUUCGGAAAAAUUUCAGGCACUACACAUUAGAACUCGAAAUCUUUACAUUCAAUUAAUUCUCAAUGGAUUCAAGUUUCAACAGCGAGCAGUUGGACACCGACCGCAAUGGACUACAAAAACUUCUGGCCCGAUCUCUCAAGGAGCCCAUUCUUGGCAAGCACUUUGCGCUGCCGGGCCGCAUAGGGCAGAGUCCACCCAUCGAACUGGACACCAGCCAGAGCUACAUUGCCGUCUACACGCAUCUCAAAGUGCACGCCACCAGGAUGCCAGAGAGAUUGCCCACGCCGGAGGCAAUCGGACGUAUACAGGCGGAGAACUUGGAGGCAACGCCCAAGACUCGAAGUUCAAAGACACGCUUGGAUCCCUGCUCAAAUAUAAAUUAAAUUACGGUUGCCAUCAAUAAAGAAAAUAUUAUUUUAUCUUAUUGUAUCCCUUAAAUGUAGUAAAAUAUUGAAAUUAUUUUUUUUAGUUUAUUAAAUAUAUAUGUUCAUAAUCCUUAAAGGCAUAGGCCUAACAUCAAA